CGAUGGCAAAGUCUUUCGCCCAGUACGCAUCUCAGUUUAUCACCCAGCAUCAAGCUGGUCAAGCCAGUCUGUCCUCCUCUCAGCCUCUGUUCUUCUCGUUUACCACCGACGCAGGCUCGCGCGCCGGAAACGAUCGAGACGAGGCCCUCGACGACCUCGACGACCCACACCUCCGUUCUAGCGGAGCCACAAGACACUCAACACGGGAGGGAAGGGGGAUUAGGAGUCAAUCACAUGAUGUGGGGGCAGACGAGGACCCGUAUCUACGGCUGGACGAGGAAGACCUGCCGCCAGGGGCAUCCCGCCAUGCUGCCCAGUCGAUACCCUUGAUAGCCUCCAACUAUGCCCAGUCAGAGGCGGACGACUAUCCAGGAGGUUGGCUGGCUCACCAGAACGACUCCCCACCACGACGUGCCCUCUCCCCAUCCCCGCCCCCGUCAAUAUCUUCGUCAUCCUCCCGUUCCCCACCACCCGACAUUCUACAGCAACCAGCGCAGUCGUCUCACCGACCACAGCCGUCUCACCGACCACAGCCGCUCAGCAAGACAGUCCGUCCCCAGCCAACACCCCCACCCCCGCCUCCUGCACGCAUUCCAGAGCCUAUCUCGCUCUCGCUCACCCGAUCUCUCCUCCCGCGUGACGGCACUUCCCGCCCGCUCGACGUCUUCUCCCUCCCCGACCCGCGGCUAGCUCACCGCGCCCGGCGACGGCUGCAUGACCACCCGUGGACGCUCGCGUGGUGUACUGGCGUCGCCGUUUGCGUCUUCUUUUCCAUCCUCAUUCUCUUCCUCACCAACAAGCCCAAUCAACGCAUCCCGGGCCUGCCGUAUACGACGCUGCUGCACACCGUGCCGAUGCUCACCAUACUUACGUUCCUCAGCGCCCUGGUCGCGUAUGCGCAUGUGUUCCUGCUGAGACUGUUUGUGCGCCCGGUGAUGAUGGUCACGUCGAUGUUUAUACCUGUGACGCUGUUCGUCUCGGCAAUUUGGGCGUUCGUCGGGAGCUUCAUGUGGGAUGGCGAUACCGAGCCGACGUGGGGCGAGACUGUAGGCCUCCGCCUCUUCUCCCUCGUCCCGCUCGCCCUCUGCGCGCUCACCGCCCGGCGCCUCGUCGACCUCCCACGCGAGAUUCACACCACGUCCGCCGUGCUGGAUCUCACCACGCAACUGCUCAUGGACAAUCCAUUUCUACUUGCGCUCUCCCCUGCGAUCCUGCUCUCGACGCUCGUCGCGUCCAUCCCGUUCCUCACGCUCAUCUUCCGGCUCUUGCUCGUGGGGUAUACCUCCUCGGCCAAGUCGGGCGUUGAGUUCCACGUGAAGACAUGGGCGGACUGGGCGAUCGUCGGCGCUGCGGUGGUGUGGCUUUGGACGUGGGGUGUCGCGAGAGGGAUUCUGAGGACGACGUGUGCGGGUGUGAUCGGGGCUUGGUACUUCGCCGACCCGGACGUUCCCCUGCCCCUCCCGAUGGACACCUACACGAUCCACGCAGCUCUUCUCCGCUCAACCUCUCCCUCCCUCGGCUCGAUCUGUCUUUCCGCGCUCAUCCUGACCGGUAUCCGCAUGUUGGGUCUGCUGACGCUCGGCCUGCGCGUCCUACCCAGCUACUUCCCACUUGCGUGGCGUCCGGUCCUCGCGCCCGUUGCGAGCGGGUGCGUUAUGGCGACAGGGUACCUUGAAAGCGUGACAACGUCGCUGAGCAAGUACGCGCUGGUGUACACCGGGCUCACGGGAGACCCGUUCUUUCCGAGUGCGAGGCGGGCGAGGGCACUUACGACGCACGCGGAGGAGGCGGAGGGUGGGCGAUGGAGGAGGAAGUUUAAGAAGGAACCGGCACUUACCAUGCUCACUUACUCGCCGUUGACGCUCACUUUUCCGUUCGCGCUGGGGACGUACCUGUUUGUUGCCCACACGCUCGGUGCACCCGAUUCGGCGCUGGGAGCGGCGGUAUUAGCUGCGGGUGUGACGGCCCUUGUAGGUCUGUUUUGUGUAGGAUUGGUCAAGGAUACGGCGGACGCGCUCUAUCUAUGCUACUGUAUCGAUAAGGAUGUCGGAGAGAGACGGAGGGACGUGGUGUUCGCUGCAUUCGAGUAUGAGCUUCAACCACGCACCGACGCGAACCAACGUCAGCACCAGGAACCUCCACCUCAACAGCAGCAACAGCAGCCGUCUUCAACUCUUACAUCGCCCACAAAGCAGCAGCAGCAGCAACAUCAGCAACAUCAGCAACACUACACCCACCCCCAGUCGGCCCGCGACGCCGAGCUCGGCCGCACCACCCCCCUUUCACCCGGCCUCUCCUCCGCUCUCCACACCACCUUUUCCCCUCCCCGCGCUGCUGCCUCUUCUGCGCCCCCAAGACGCGCAUCGCCCACGCCACCGCCUCACAGCGUGCACGACGCGGACAUCGACCCGUUCGAGCACGAGCCCGCCGAUUAUGCCGGCGGGCCAGAGGACGUGCGUGUGCUGAGCCCUUCGAAGAGUGCGUUUGGUGCGAGCGGGUUGGGCGUGGGCGUGGGCGUGGGCGGGAGCAGGGUGGGCGGGAGUGUGUCGCCGUAUAGUGUUGAUUCGGACGAUCAUCAUGGUGGUGGAGAUGGGGACGGGGAAGAGAGCCAGCUGUUCCCUGGGUCGGAUCUGUUUUAAUCCCCGCACAUCAAUCUCACCUCAUCGCCGCUCUGGCUUUUGUUGCCGUCGUUGUCGCGUUGGGAUACAUAGAUGGUGCUCAUCGUCUUGAACAUCUUGUUACGCCUCGUGCAUUAUUUCACCCUUGUACAUUGUUUGUUCUUGCCACACGCUUUGUCGCUGUUCCUCCUCUUGUACAUGGUCAUCAUUACUUACUACGUACACAUUCGCGUACAAUGUCAUGCGUACAUGUGUAUCUAUAUACUUGAUAAUACUGAUUGUGUUUAUAUGAUUU
Molecule: messenger RNA, 2913 nt
Organism: Coniophora puteana RWD-64-598 SS2
Lineage: Eukaryota; Fungi; Basidiomycota; Agaricomycetes; Boletales; Coniophoraceae
Exons: 6
Biological process (GO): transmembrane transport
Cellular component (GO): plasma membrane
Molecular function (GO): transmembrane transporter activity
Source: RefSeq, a predicted model, not a curated record